AUGCGUUCCGCCGCCCUCCUGUCCGUUUUGGCCUUUUUUGGCACCGCUAGCACCACUCCAGUGGACGGCAAGCUUCAGGCCCGGGCUAUUGUUCCACAUGACUCGAUUGGACCCGUCCUUCCCAAGACUCAAGGUGGAAAAAUUGGCAAUGCCAUGGAGCGCUUCCAGCCAUUCCUGCAUAUUGCGCAUGGAUGCCAGCCCUACACCGCCUCAAACGAGCAGGGCGACAUUAGCGGCGGUCUUCAGGACACCGGCAACCCAAGCGCUGGCUGCCGCGAUCGGAACAAGGGCCAGACCUAUGUUCGCGGGGCAUGGCACAAGGGCAAGUUCGCCCUUAUGUACGCCUGGUAUUUCCCCAAGGACCAGCCCAAUGCUGGCAACGUCGUUGGUGGUCACCGCCACGACUGGGAAAACGUUGUAGUCUGGAUCGACAACCCUGACAAUGCCAAUCCCCGCAUCGUUGGCUUUGCCGCGUCCGGUCAUGGCGACUACUCCCGCACCACCAACCCCAUCCGGGAGGGCGACAAGGUCAAGGUUGAAUAUUUCACUCAGCUUGGCCUAAACCAUGCCCUGCAGUUGAGCAACACCAGGGGAGACACCCACUGGCUUCUCCAGUGGGAGUCUAUGGAUGCCCGAUCCAGGAAUGCCCUUCAGAACGCCAACUUCGGUAAGGCCAAUGUUCCCUUCAAGGAUGGCAACUUUUUCAACAACCUGGAUAAGGCUUUUAUUUAA
This is a messenger RNA of Fusarium keratoplasticum, 732 nucleotides long. RefSeq lists its product as uncharacterized. The transcript is spliced from 2 exons. NCBI's taxonomy places the organism in Eukaryota, Fungi, Ascomycota, Sordariomycetes, Hypocreales, Nectriaceae. The coding region runs from base 1 to 732 and encodes 243 amino acids. The record is from RefSeq and is a predicted model, not a curated record.